GUGCAACCCUGGUUCUUUUCCAGAGCAUAGGAAACUUGGAAAUAUGACUGUGACCGUGAAGAAGACUGUCCCCUCCCCCGAGGCCGUGCAGAUUCUCUACCAGCGAAUGAGAUACGAGUAUGAGUUCUACCACUACGUCAAAGAGCAGUUCCACCUGCUGAAGCGCAAGUUUGGACUGAAGUCCCACGUCAGCAGGCCCCCUCUGAGGCCCCAGUUCUUUAUCCCAACUCCCCUGGAAACCGAGGAGCCGAUCGAUGACGAGGAGCAAGAUGACGAGAAGUGGCUAGAAGAUAUUUAUAAGAGAAACCAACAAGUCUCUCUAGAGUUUUUUCUUCGUUCACUAAAAUUGGAUGGUAGCCAAGAUAUAAAGCAAGUCCUUUGGAACCUGUCGAGUGAGCACUAAAGCUACUUUAUCAUGAGAUGUACUGAGAAGGCUCCGCCCCACAGGAGUCCAGCGAAGGCUGGGACCACAGAGGCACAAAAUCCAGCAUUUGGCCACUGGUGGGCCUCCUUUCUGCCUCAGAGAACUGGGGCAGAGAUGUGCUUAAGAAAAAUUUUCUUAGAAGAGGAAAUAUCCUUUGUCCUGUUGAGAGAGGCCAGGGCCCUACCAUUAGGCCUACCUUAAAAAGCAGCACAGAGAACCGCUGUCCUAUUGAAAACAAAAAACAAGAACGACAGCCUGGUACACGGUGAGUCAUUUCUCUGAAACUGCAUAUAAAGAAUGAUAAUUAGUUCACACACUGUGCAAGCUCACUCUCUGAAAAUAAAAUCGAAUUGGCUUCGUGGUCUCUCUUUGUCAGAACAUCAGGACCACUGGUCAUGUUAGCAAUGCAUCAUCCUCCGAGUUCACACGAGCACUGGGUGUCCAAAGGCAUUUAUUGUCAGCCGUGAUCCUGACAACAUCCCAGCAAAAGAUGCUGACGGACUCACUUGCAGGGCCUUACUGUUACUCCGUCCCAACAAAUAGCCUCUACGUCCUGAAAGUCAAGGCACUUCAUCAGUUUAUUGGCACACAUAACAACAUUUCUUUGGCCCUGAGCCCAACGCAGUUUGUACUUCAUGAAAUAUAUUGUACAUUUUACAUAGUUUAAUUUAAAAAAUACAUUUUAAGCUGGUUGAUCUUUGACUGCCUUAUUUAUUAUAACCUUUCAGCACAUUCCAAGGUUUUAGUUACUCAGGAAGGAGUUAAUUAAAAUGAUUUUUAUUUUGGUCUGAUGGAUGUUUUUUAAAAGGAAAAUUAUUAUUAUGAACCUUCAGCCUACUUUCCUUGAGUGCCGUAAAAGUGCUUGUAAAUCUUUUUUUUUUUAAGAAGAAGAAAGAAAAAAAAAUGGUGUUUGACAUGGAUGGAAAUUCAAAAAUAUAUAUGGAACUGAAACAUUAGCUUAGCUAAAAUAAAAGCAAUCCGUGUUUGAGAUGAAGUGUUCCUUAACUUAUUCAUUAUCCAUAUAAAUAAAUGAGUAUAAAUAA
Messenger RNA from Leptonychotes weddellii (Weddell seal), 1467 nucleotides. The record is from RefSeq and is a predicted model, not a curated record. NCBI's taxonomy places the organism in Eukaryota, Metazoa, Chordata, Mammalia, Carnivora, Phocidae.